AUGGCCGACGUCCCUAUCCUAUCCACUCGGGUGGACGCCGGCGGCGAAGCUAGCGCUAAAAUAUUAGUGGCGCACCAAUUAAUAAUAUGGGACACAGAUCCUCUGCAGUUGCCAGUGGCAACUGCAGAGAACUACAAUAGAAUCUCAGAGUCCCGGGCGAUCAACCGCUACAUCGCGACCAAGUACAAGUCGGAGGGCCCCGACCUGCUGCCCACCCCGUCGGCGAAGCUGGAGGUGUGGCCGGAGGUGGAGUCGCAGCACUUCUACCCGAACGUGUCCCCCCUGGUGUUCCAGCUCCUCAUCAAGCCCCUGAUGGGCGGCGCGCCGGACCCGAUCGUGGUGGACAAGCACGCCCACCAGCUGGCCGAGGUGCUCGACGUCUACGAGGCGCACCUGGCCCAGAACAAGUACCUCGCCGGCGACGAGUUCACGCUCGCCGACCUCAACCACAUGUCCUACCUGCUCUACCUCAGCAAGACCCCCAAGGCGGAGCUCGUGGAGUCCAGGCCUCACGUCAAGGCCUGGUGGGAGGACAUCUCCAAGCGCCUCGCGUUCGAAAAGACCGUCGCCGCCAUCCCCUUCCCGUCCGCCUGAGUUGAGGGAGCCAGGCGCCUAGUGCUGCCGGAGCCGGACGUGUGUCGUAACGUCGUUGCUUGUUGAGAUCAUCUGGUCGAGUGAGUCGAAUAAAAAGCGUCGUGCUCUGUGCAACAAACCGUUUCUGUGCCGUGGACAAGAUCCAGAACUGUCUCGAUAUUGUAACGCUAGCUCGUUUAUGUGCCGUUUUAG
This is a messenger RNA of Phragmites australis (common reed), 786 nucleotides long. Its product is annotated as glutathione S-transferase 3-like. The record is from RefSeq and is a predicted model, not a curated record. NCBI's taxonomy places the organism in Eukaryota, Viridiplantae, Streptophyta, Magnoliopsida, Poales, Poaceae. The coding region runs from base 1 to 594 and encodes 197 amino acids. Gene Ontology annotation, molecular function: glutathione transferase activity; glutathione binding. Gene Ontology annotation, cellular component: cytoplasm. The transcript is spliced from 3 exons.